AUGGACAGCGGGAAGUACGCAUCGAUCAGAUUUGAAGUUCCCGCGGAACUACAUUCCUUCGAACAACUUUUAGUGGCAAAUGGCAUUUCUUUGGUCGAUUUGAUAUCCCUCUACCAGGCUGAAGAGGCUCGCGAGGAGCUUUGUGAUCAGUUGGACUGGCCACUUGACCAAUGUACAGACUACAUCAAUCUAGUGAUGGAUUCGGUUAAAGAAAGCAUACGCCCACAAAAGAAACGUCUCUCGCAAAACACAAGUGCUGUCAGCACGGGAUUACUGCAGUUGGAUAUGCUAUUGCACAAUGGCAUUCAAGUUGGAUCCGUCACAGAAGUGUUUGGCGCUAGUGGAUGUGGAAAGUCUCAAUUGCUUUUGCAGAUAGCGUUGGAAGCUCAGGGUAAGAGGAAAGAGGAAAAUACUGACAACUUUAGAGGCAGAAGCAUCAUUAUUUCUACCGAAUCGGCACUCGAGACAAGACGAUUGCAAGACAUGUGUAUCCAUCGAGGCUUGCCCGAUGCUCUAGAUAAUAUAUCAUACACAUACUGCCAUGACGUGGAAAACCAAGACCACAUCAUUUUCACUCAGCUUCCUGCAAUGUUGGGAUGGAGUGCUGGGCCAAGACUACAAAGUUGUUAUCAUUGA
Messenger RNA from Clavispora lusitaniae ATCC 42720, 636 nucleotides. The record is from RefSeq and is a predicted model, not a curated record. Lineage: Eukaryota; Fungi; Ascomycota; Pichiomycetes; Serinales; Metschnikowiaceae.